CAACUGGAAAUCCCAGAUAAGCCCCAGUACUGGUCAGAACUAGUUUGGCAGCUCUGGGGAACUUUUCUGGCGGACUGACCCUCCCCACCGCAGGAGCUGGCAGUUUUGGGAAAAGAAGAAAGAAAAGAAAGAAAGAAAAAAAAGUGAACUAUAAGGGCUGAGAGGAGUGGCUAAAAUUAUUUGAAACACUAAAAUUCUGCUCCAUUACAAGUGCAAGUUUACAGUUAGAGAUCCAAACAGGAUUGCCCCCUGCGCCACAUUCAUUCUCUCGCAGUCUCGCCUCUCCUUUGCAAUGCUGAUUUUUGUUGUAGUGCAAUUUGUUUUGCAGUGCGAUUGUUGAAGCCAUAUAAUCCUUCCCCAACAAGACUUUUAGUCAAUGCAUUCUUUUCUGCAAUGCCAUUAUUAUUAUUAUUAAUUAUUAUUAUUAUUGCAAUUCAAUCUCUGCCCUUUCCCCUCCCUACUCGAAACGCACUCCGGCUGUGAUUGCUCGGGUCUGACUUCGAGAGUGGCAGUGCGCUUCCAAACCCCCUCGUCAGCCCCCCGCCCCCCUUUCCCCUCCCUCUCUUUUCCGCGCCCAGGCCAGAGCAGCCGAUUGGCAGAGCGGAGCUUUCAGGAACAAUAACAGUGGGGGGACCCCCGGCCCGGGGAGCCGCCCCCGCCCCCGGCCCGGCUGCGCGGCUCGCGCCCCGCCGGGUCCCCACCUCCGUGCGGCCGGGCCCGCCCCCGCGCCCACCAUGUACGCCUUUGUGCGGUUCCUGGAGGACAACGUCUGCUACGCGCUGCCCGUGUCGUGCGUGCGCGACUUCAGCCCCCGCUCGCGUCUGGAUUUUGACAACCAGAAGGUGUACGCCGUGUACCGGGGCCCGGAGGAGCUGGGCGCCGGGCCUGAGAGCCCCCCGCGCGCCCCUCGCGACUGGGGUGCGCUGCUGCUGCACAAGGCCCAGAUCCUGGCGCUGGCAGAAGACAAAUCUGACCUUGAAAACAGUGUGAUGCAGAAGAAAAUAAAAAUCCCCAAACUCUCUCUCAAUCACAUAGAAGAAGAUGGGGAGGUUAAAGAUUACGGGGAAGAAGAUUUACAGCUUAGACACAUCAAGAGACCCGAGGGGCGGAAGCCAAGCGACGUGGCACAUAAGAGCAUUGAGGCCGUGGUGGCCCGGCUGGAGAAGCAGAACGGCCUGAGCCUGGGCCACAGCACAUGCCCAGAGGAGGUCUUCGUGGAGGCCUCGCCGGGCACGGAGGACAUGGACAGCCUGGAGGACGCCGCCGUGCCCCGGGCUCUGUAUGAGGAGCUGCUGCGCAACUACCAGCAGCAGCAGGAGGAGAUGCGCCACGUGCAGCAGGAGCUGGAGCGGACUCGCAGGCAGCUGGUGCAGCAGGCCAAGAAGCUCAAGGAGUACGGGGCGCUCGUGUCCGAGAUGAAGGAGCUGCGUGACCUCAACCGCAGGCUCCAGGACGUGCUGCUCCUGAGGCUCGGCAGCGGUCCCGCCAUUGACUUGGAAAAAGUAAAGUCAGAAUGUCUCGAGCCCGAGCCGGAGUUACGGAGCACUUUCAGUGAGGAAGCAAAUACGUCGUCCUAUUACCCCGCUCCUGCACCUGUCAUGGACAAGUAUAUCCUAGACAAUGGCAAGGUCCAUCUGGGAAGCGGGAUCUGGGUUGACGAGGAGAAAUGGCACCAGCUACAAGUAACCCAGGGAGACUCCAAGUACACGAAGAACUUGGCAGUCAUGAUUUGGGGAACAGAUGUUCUGAAGAACAGAAGCGUCACAGGAGUUGCCACAAAAAAAAAGAAAGAUGCUGUCCCUAAGCCGCCCCUCUCGCCUCACAAACUAAGCAUCGUCCGAGAGUGUUUAUACGACAGAAUAGCACAAGAGACUGUGGACGAAACAGAAAUUGCACAGAGACUCUCCAAAGUCAACAAGUACAUCUGUGAGAAGAUCAUGGAUAUCAAUAAAUCCUGUAAAAAUGAAGAGCGAAGGGAAGCAAAAUACAAUUUGCAAUAAACUUUGGAUUUUUCAUAAAGCCUUCUCGUUUUCCUUGUGCGGCGUGUGAUUUGCGGGCCACGGCGCCAUCGGAUCAGACCCAUCGCGCCCGGUGGCGCGUGGCAGGGAGCCAGUGGGGUUCCGGGGUCGCGGCUUGUGCUGAACUUGGACCUCCCACUUCAAAGAAGGCGGAUGGAUGUGCGGAGCCUCGGGCAUGCCGGCACCGGUGUUGUUCCGGGGACGGGAAAACGUCUUUCCGGCGGGGAAUGGAGUGUCUCUGACCUGCCUGUCACUUGACCCAGAAUGCAAACUGAUAUUUUUACCAUUCAAGGACUUUUAUCUCUGUUUCUCUAUUUUGUUCUAUAAUAAAGCUCAUUAAUUCUUUGAUGUA
Molecule: messenger RNA, 2370 nt
Organism: Myotis daubentonii (Daubenton's bat)
Lineage: Eukaryota; Metazoa; Chordata; Mammalia; Chiroptera; Vespertilionidae
Gene: BEND5
Product: BEN domain containing 5
Biological process (GO): negative regulation of DNA-templated transcription
Molecular function (GO): DNA binding
Source: RefSeq, a predicted model, not a curated record